This is a messenger RNA of Trichoderma aggressivum f. europaeum, 828 nucleotides long. RefSeq lists its product as uncharacterized. The transcript is spliced from 2 exons. The coding region runs from base 1 to 828 and encodes 275 amino acids. The record is from RefSeq and is a predicted model, not a curated record. Gene Ontology annotation, biological process: rRNA catabolic process; poly(A)-dependent snoRNA 3'-end processing; U4 snRNA 3'-end processing. Gene Ontology annotation, cellular component: nucleolus; cytoplasmic exosome (RNase complex); nuclear exosome (RNase complex). NCBI's taxonomy places the organism in Eukaryota, Fungi, Ascomycota, Sordariomycetes, Hypocreales, Hypocreaceae.
AUGCCUCUCGACACGUCCACAUACUCCCUCGCGCUUCUGCGCAUUGACGGCCGACGAUGGAACGACCUCCGUCGGCUGCACGCCCAGAUUCACACCCAAGACGCCGCCGACGGAUCGUCAUACCUCGAGAUGGGCCACACAAAGGUCAUGUGCGUGGUGACUGGCCCGGCUGAGCCGCAGGCAGGCCAGCAGAAGAGGGGGACCGGCGGUGGCGGCCAGGCUGGCGGACAGAAGGACGGGGCGAGCAUCGUGGUGAAUGUGGUGGUGGCUGGCUUUUCAAGCGUGGAUCGCAAGAGGAGAGGGAGAAAUGAUAGGCGCAUCCAAGAGAUGGAGAUUACGAUUCAGAAAGCGCUGGCGGCCAACUUACAUGUCCAUCUUUUCUCACACUCGACGAUUACGGUGUCCUUGCAUGUUCUGUCCCAGGACGGCUCGCUCCUGGCUGCGUUGAUCAACGCGACGACGCUUGCGCUCAUCGAUGCGGGCAUCCCCAUGACAGAUUACAUCACGGCCUGUACCGCGGGCUCAACGUCAUCCUAUGCCGCCGGCGAUGAUUCAGCCGAUCCCCUGCUCGACCUGAACACGCAAGAGGAGCAAGAGCUACCUUAUUUGACGGUUGCCACGCUGGGAGAUUCCGACAAGGUUGCGGUGCUGGUGUGCGAGAGCCGUGUUCAGGUGAGCCGGCUGGAGGGCAUGUUGGUGGUGGGCGUGGAUGGGUGUAGACAGGUGAGGAGGCUGCUGGACGGAAUUGUGAGGCAGGAGGGCAGCAAGAUGAUUAAAGAGGGGGCGGUGCAGAGGAGCGAUAUGAUGGCUGUGAGCUUGGAGGAUUAA